AUGGAAGUCAUAGAGAUGGUUGACUUCUACUCAAUCGCAAUUCUUAUCUUUCCACUCUUCUUAUAUAGAAUCAUGAGCUGGCGCGGCAGACGUAACGGUGGAUGUGGAGGUGGCCGCGGCGGUGGACGUGGCAACAUUGUGAUGACUCAAGCAGAGUUGACAGAUCUGAUUAACACACGUGUGGCUGAGGCUUUGGCAGCUCAGCAAGCUGGUCAACAUGCGAACCAAAACCAGAACAAUCCACCUAUGUGUAUGUUCAAAAUGUUUAUGGAUUGCAAGCCUCAAACUUUCAGUGGAACUGAAGGUCCUGUGGGACUGCUCCGUUGGUUCGAAAAAGUCGAAUCUGUCUUUGCUAUGUGUAACUGUCCAGCUGGGGACAGGGUGAAGUUUGCUUCAGGCACCUUGGAGGACGGUGCCUUGACUUGGUGGAAUGCUCAGGUGCAGAUGCUGGGCAUUGAGAUGGCAAACGUGACUACUUGGGACGAUUUCAAGGAGUUGAUUCGAGAAGAUUACUGCCCUCGUGACGAAAUACAAAAGCUGGAAAUCGAGUACUAUAACUUGAAGAUGGCGGGAUCCGAGAUCGAGGCUUAUAUGAAACGGUCUCACGAGCUAGCGAACAUAUGCCCUAAUCUAUCCCGACCACCGCACCACAGAAUCGAACUCUACAUCAAAGGAUUGGCACCACAAGUCAAGGGUUUAUUUACAGCAGCAAAUCUUGACAACCUACCACGGAUCAUCAGACUGGCUCAUAAGAUCACUGAUCAGGAGGUGGAGCGUGGCUCGCUGCCACCACGUGUUACUGCCACUACUACUACUACCCCCACCACUGACAACAAGCGUAAAUGGAAUGACGCAGACAAGGCGACUAACUCGAACCAGUCGCAAAAGAAGCUUGACAACAACAACAACAACAACAGCCGCAGUUUCAGUCAGUCAUCUUCGGUCAACCAGAAUCAGAACAAUAGUCAAACUUCGGGAUCUUAUGCAGGGAAACAACCGAAGUGCAACAAGUGUGGUUUCCACCACUUUGGUUCGUGUAACCGAACAUGUCAAAGGUGUGACAAGGUGGGUCACAUGGCGAAAGAUUGUAGAGCUUCGUAUCCAAAGCAGCAGCAGCAAUAG
This is a messenger RNA of Helianthus annuus (common sunflower), 1122 nucleotides long. RefSeq lists its product as uncharacterized. Gene Ontology annotation, molecular function: zinc ion binding; nucleic acid binding. Bases 1 to 1122 code for a protein of 373 amino acids. Lineage: Eukaryota; Viridiplantae; Streptophyta; Magnoliopsida; Asterales; Asteraceae. The transcript has 2 exons. The record is from RefSeq and is a predicted model, not a curated record.